AUGGCUGAUAAGGCAGAUUGGUGUGAUGCCAAUGUGAGGUAUUUUAUUGAUAUCUGCAAAGGAGAGAUAGAAGCUGGGAAUAGGCCGUUGGGAUUUUUCAAUAGGACUGGUUGGAAAAAUGUUAUAUCUAAGUAUGAAGAAAAAACUGGUCAGAAGCUAACAAAGAAACAACUCAAGAACAAGUGGGACAAUAUGAAAAAGGAAUAUACAUGGUUCAUGGAGUUGAAGAAUAGUGCAACUGGGCUUGGAUGGAAUGAGGCGAAGCGAACUGUUGAGUGCUCUAAGGAAUGGUGGGAUGAACACCUAGCUAGGUGCAAUAAUCCUGAGAAAGGUAUCAAAUGCAACCAUGUGAGGUUCAGAAAAACAAGGGCCGAAGCACCUUGA
Messenger RNA from Miscanthus lutarioriparius, 384 nucleotides. The record is from the annotation of a GenBank genome assembly. Lineage: Eukaryota; Viridiplantae; Streptophyta; Magnoliopsida; Poales; Poaceae.